Molecule: messenger RNA, 2739 nt
Organism: Paramormyrops kingsleyae
Lineage: Eukaryota; Metazoa; Chordata; Actinopteri; Osteoglossiformes; Mormyridae
Gene: il12rb1
Product: interleukin 12 receptor subunit beta 1
Molecular function (GO): protein binding
Source: RefSeq, a predicted model, not a curated record
ACUGUUUAGGUAUUUGCCAUUUCCAUUGAGUUUGCUGUUCUGUAGAACAUUGGGCAGCUUCCUCUGUGCUUAAGGCUGUAUGGACUAUAUUUACCAUUGUCCAGCAACUCUGCAGUGAUGGACUUCAAUUAAAGGUCCCACUGCUCACAACACUGACGUGUUCUUUAGAAACGCUCAGAAGUGACGGUGGUCUCUUCAUAGAGAAGCAGUGAAAUCUUGGGUUGGUAGAACUCGAUCUCUGUCUAUGUAAUUAGCAUCAUGAAGUGUCAUAUUACACUGGAGAAUAAAGGUACUGUAGUUUGAACAACCGUUUGUGUAGUUUUGGUUUGUAACAGUAAUUUUUCUCAUCAGCUGUCUGUGACUGUGACUAACUUAAACUUUACCUCAGCAGCCCAAGUCUCACCCGCAGCAGCCCAGGUCACUUGCUUCCCCCCCCCCCAUGAGUUGUGGCUUGUGGUUAAGAAACAGCUAGCUCUGCUCUUUGCCUGCAUUAAAAUGAGAACACACUGACAUUCAUAGAAGGGUUUCGUUUACAAGAAAGGCAACUGAAACAUUUGCCGAGCUGUAAACACUGGUGCACAUCUCAGUGAGCACAGGGUUCAGUGAGCUGCUCGGGAUCCAGAGGACGGAUGGGCUUCCUGCACAAGAUCUCCAUCAGAGGACUGCCGUGGAAAAGAUGAAGGAAGUAGCAUGCUUUUCUGCUUUGCUCUUUGUGGUCUUAGUUGAAGGACAAACAUCACAACCAGCCCAUAAUGUUCAAUGCUACAAGAAAACCACUGAUUUUGAUGAAGACUUCACCUGCACAUGGCGUCCUGUAACACCUCUGCAGAAUGCUACUUACAAGCUUUUUUAUCAGGCACCCGGCCAGCACUCAAGGCACCACUCGAUUUGUACCACAUCACACACCAGCUGUACCGUACUCCGUGAGCUCCUCAUCACCACACGGACGAUACACAUGUGGCUGGAAGUCGAAACAGCGACCGGCACCUACAGAUCAGCCGAACUCACCGUGUGUCUCAAUAAUCAAGUUAAAUAUGACGCUCCUGAAAUCAAAAAAAUUUCACGGUCUUCAAAAAAACUGACUUUAUGGUGGAAUAAACAGAGUGAAGAACAUAGGGGUGCAGUUUACGAGAUAUCACUGAAGCAACUGGACCAUGAGCACUUGGUACAGGAAACUUUUGAAACCAACGAUGGCCAGAAUACACAAGAAAACUACACUGUGUCACUACAUCUUGAACAUAAUACCAACUACGAGGUCAUGAUCAGACGAAGGGCCAAGCAGGUGGAAGCGGAAAUCUGGAGUGAUUGGAGCCAAAUAAAACAAGUCCCCACCGAACUUGACAGCCAGCCAAAAGUUAAGUGGAAAGUGCAAAAACUUAAAAAAGGGGUUCGAUUGCUAGAAUUAAUGUUGGAGGAAUAUUCCAGGAAUGCCACAUUUGGAGGACUGAUGUACCAAAUUUCUACCAGUCCUGUGCCAUGUUGGCAUGACAUGGACAUUGUCUACACAGAGAGCACGAAUUACAAAUUAUCAAUUGCUGCCUCUACUGUAAACGUAACUGUCCGUGCUAAUAACAGUGUGGGUGUCUCACCGGAGACACACAUCACCAUCCCAGCUCAGUACUUAGACACUUGUCCAGAGAACCGGUCAAAAACCACGACAAACAACAAAAAGAGAAUGGAGCUGUGUGUAGUGUGGUACAGACUCACCGGAGAGACACCAAAACUGGCCGAUGAAAAUCACAGUACAGUCAAAAGUACAUCUCAAGCCUUCGAGAUUAUGAAUGCAGAAAUGGAAGACUUUGUGCGGUAUCACUACUUCAUAUACACCAAAGCCAAAAGAGGAAAGCAGCAGAUCACUGACAUGUGUCCAGUGUAUAAGAAAGAAGGGGCACCCAGAAGCUCACCUGGAAGCCUCACUGCUCUUAAUAAAACCCACAAUUCUGCUGUACUACAGUGGGAACCCAUACCUGUGUCAGAACAGAGAGGCUUUCUCAAAAACUAUAUAAUCUACAUCCUGGGACCGAACGGGACUGAAACAGUGAAAGUUCCAGGGUCUCAAAGUAAUUUCACGAUGCAAAAUCUUAAACACAGCAGCGUGUACUCCGUCCACCUUGCGGGACAAACAUCUGUGGGAGUGGGACCGAACACUACAGAGACCUUCCAGAUGAAGCCUAACCCUCCUACCAAGAAAGGGCUGCCCAGUUUCAGCGUCGUCACUGUGACGUGUCUGGUUGCCUUCUUUCUCAUGGCAUUCUGCAUUUUAAUUGUCAAAUGUAUCUCCGACAAGCUGCUCCCUGCUGUUCCCAGUCCCGUAAUCCCAGAAACGCCCUCCUACCACACAGAGAACCAUAAGGAGGCGUACCCCGUCGGGGAGGAGGUGGAUAGCCUAAUCCUCCAGCUUUACGAGCCCAGUGGCGGCGGAGGGUCCGAGCCCCGGCAGAUGGAGGUAGAGGUUUGCAGGACACCUUCGUAUGAGCAGGAUGAUGGCGAGAGCCAGAGCGACUCCGAAGAGCCCGAUGAGUCCAGUUUGGCCCUGAACCCUGAUUAUAAGAAGCAGAUACUUAGCGGUCCGGCUCAGCUCAGCCACCAGCAGAACAGAUGUGACGCGAUACCAGCGUACAAAAACGGACUGGUCCUAGAGAUGAGGGAGAACGCAUCAGAGGAGCUCACGGAGUCGUGGCCAGCACUGGGAUAGUGUCAAGACUGCUAACACAACUGCUAAUAAAGGAAUUAUGCAAA